AUGGCAGUGUCAGGACGUAAACUUCCAGAUUUCCAAUCUUCAGUAUCAAAAGGUUCAGCAGAGGAUUUUAACCACGAGUGUGAUCCCUGUUUGAGUGAUGGUCUACAUGAAGAUGCCCAUGGUUACUGUGUAGACUGCAAGGAAUAUCUCUGCAAAAACUGCUUUAAAUUUCACCAAAGAACUAAGGUUUUUAAUCAACAUCAACUGCUGGACAAAGAUGACAUGGGUUUCUAUGAAACUGCUUCAACACCAUCUCAAGUAAGCACUGAAAAAUGUACAAGACAUGCUAACGAGGUAAUCAAGUUCUUUUGUCCAGAACACAAGGCACUUGGUUGUCAUGACUGCAUGACCAUGGAUCAUAGGACAUGUAAGAUUGACUACAUACCAGAUAACUGUGCAGGAAUAGGGGAUAGUGAAGAAUACAAGGGGACAAUGUGGCUGUUGAAUCAAAAGUUGAAAGAAAUAGAUUCCGUAAUGAAAAAGGCAACAGUCAGGGAUAAGGAGAUUGAUGUUUGUUAUGACAACCUCAACCAGGAAAUUGUCAAAUUCCGAAAAGAAAUAAAUGAUCGCUUAGACCAACUGCAAAAACAAAUUGAGAAAGAGGCUGACAGAAAGAAAUCUGAUGAUAAAUAA
Molecule: messenger RNA, 633 nt
Organism: Mercenaria mercenaria
Lineage: Eukaryota; Metazoa; Mollusca; Bivalvia; Venerida; Veneridae
Product: E3 ubiquitin-protein ligase TRIM33-like
Exons: 1
Coding region: 1-633 (210 amino acids)
Biological process (GO): positive regulation of DNA-templated transcription
Cellular component (GO): nucleoplasm; chromatin
Molecular function (GO): zinc ion binding; ubiquitin-protein transferase activity
Source: RefSeq, a predicted model, not a curated record